This is a messenger RNA of Haemonchus placei, 375 nucleotides long. NCBI's taxonomy places the organism in Eukaryota, Metazoa, Nematoda, Chromadorea, Rhabditida, Trichostrongylidae. The record is from the annotation of a GenBank genome assembly.
AUGGCUGUUCCGGAGCCAACAAACGCCACCUGUGAAUCACAAACGGUAGACGGUAUUUGGUCCUUCACUCUCGACACCUCUGUCGUCAGCUAUGCUCUUGGAGGAGAAGAACUGAACCCCAAAUACAAUUGCUUCGAUUACUCAAAGGAUGGCAACGCUUUGCAGAAGUUCAGGGGAAUCGUCAAGGCUCUGGCCACCAAGCUGAACCGCCCUGGAUGGGCUAUGAACUGCGUGAACCGAUCACCCAAGGGCUACUCCGUUGGCUUCUUCUUCGAUGAUGAGCACUUCUGCCGCUAUGACGUCGUCAAGGGUGACAAAGUCUACUCCCUCGAUAUUGUGAAGCUCGACAAAUCAGAGCCAGUGCCAGAGGAGUGA